Messenger RNA from Lineus longissimus, 3135 nucleotides. RefSeq names its product glycine receptor subunit alphaZ1-like. The record is from RefSeq and is a predicted model, not a curated record. Gene Ontology annotation, cellular component: neuron projection; synapse; plasma membrane. Bases 243 to 1625 code for a protein of 460 amino acids. Gene Ontology annotation, molecular function: chloride channel activity; transmitter-gated monoatomic ion channel activity involved in regulation of postsynaptic membrane potential; transmembrane signaling receptor activity. Gene Ontology annotation, biological process: signal transduction; chloride transmembrane transport; nervous system process. The transcript has 10 exons. NCBI's taxonomy places the organism in Eukaryota, Metazoa, Nemertea, Pilidiophora, Heteronemertea, Lineidae.
CAUGUUAAGGCAGACUCCAGCGCGUACAGAAGCCAGAAAGCUUGGAAUACCCGGGCGCGUAAGACGUGAAAAUUUUAUAGUGAGAGUCACCGUUGAUUAUAGUUCUCCAGUAAUGGAAUGAGAAUAAAGGAAAUGAACAUAGGAUAGUUCGUCUUUACCUUGCAAGGUCGCCCAGAAACACUGAACACAGUCUGCUGGGUGUAGUAUGGUAUACAUCGUUGUAGCUGGUUGAUCUAAUUCCUAUGCAAUCAAAAAUGGAUUACGCUGUUUUCCGUACGGGUAUUAUCCUUGGGAUCAUCGGAUUCUGGGCAGUCCAAACAGGAGGCGAGGUUGAGCAGGAAACUGAUAUGUAUUCCCGCCAACAGUCUAAACUACUGAACCAACUAAUUAAUGAGUCCCGAUACGACAGUCGGCUUAGACCAAACCUAGAUGGUCGUCCCAUAGUUGUGAUAUGUGAUUUUUACGUCGCAAGCUUUGGUGAGCUUGAUGAGAUUGCAAUGGACUACAGUGUUGAUAUUUUCUUCCGGCAAAGCUGGAAUGACCCCAGACUCAAACAUACCGGAAUCAACGGUGACAACAAGACGCUCGCUUUACCCGCCAAAAUGUUGGAUAAAAUAUGGAUUCCGGACAGUUUUUUCUCCAACGAGAAGAUGGCGAGAGGUCACGAUAUAACAGUGCCAAAUAAACUCAUUCGAAUAUACAGCACGGGCAAUGUUAUGUUUAGUAACAGGUUAACACUGCUUCUCUCAUGUCAUAUGGCCCUUAACAAUUUCCCACAUGACCGCCAGAGGUGCAAUAUGGAUAUAGAAUCUUUUGGUUAUGAUGAUACUGACAUCGUGUUCAAAUGGAAAGCUGAAAAAGCGGUCGAGCUUAAUCCUGAUCUAGAGCUGCCCCAGUUCGAGCUCGACGAUGAUAUUGAGCUAACAGAGAAUUGCGAGAGAAGGUAUACUACUGGGAACUUCUCCUGCCUUAGAUCAACGUUCAAAUUGGCAAGAAAGUUCGGGUUUUUCCUGCUGCAGACUUACAUUCCUUCCGUGCUCAUUGUCAUUUUAUCAUGGGUAUCAUUCUGGAUCCAUCCCGAUGCUGUUCCCGCGAGAAUCUCGCUAGGUGUUACCACUGUGCUCACUAUGACCACACAACUGUCCGGUUCAAGGGCGUCCAUCCCGAAGGUGUCGUAUCCUAAAGCCAUAGAUGUAUGGAUGGCCACGUGCAUGUUAUUCGUGUUCAGCGCCCUCAUAGAGUACGCCUUGGUCAAUGUAUUAUCCAGGCAGAUUUCCAAGCGGAUUGCCCGGCGGUUGGCGACUCUUGCGGAACCCCCUGCGGAACCUGCCACUGACCCGUUGGAUUCUGAUGAUGCCAAAGAAAUAGAUGAGCGUCAAGGAGUGGAGAAGAACACGAUGAAACCUAAUUCGAAUGCAAAUAAAGGGGAUAAAGCUGCUGAGAAGCCAAGUACUAUGGAAACGUGCUAUCGGUCCUUCUUUCGAUUGAUAGAUUGUCCUGUUGGGCCUGGGAAUAGAAACCUCUCGUCAAGCAUCGACAAGUCAUCGAGAUACGGGUUUCCUCUGUCAUUUCUACUUUUUAACAUCGUAUAUUGGUCCGUCUACUCUUCGUAUUCGCCGGAGUGAAGUCUACUGGUUUGGUAGAUGGUAUGUGAUUUCAUUGUCCGUCACGGGAUGGAGUUUGCUCUUCUCAUCAUGCAUGGGAGGUCAUCAACUGAAGGUGUUCGGCAGAAAAAAAGAAAUUGGUUCUACAAAUGCAUAAUAACCGCCAGCAAUGCAUUUUUGGAAUGAUUAUCUAUGCGAAGAAUGUGCGAUUCUUGCUCGCAAAACUCGUCAUUUUAUAUUUCCGUUUUAUAGCCUCUCUUCACAGGUCGAUCGCGGAUAUAUGUACGCGUUGAUCAAGCUGCGCCGGAUAUAACCGAGUAUGAACUGACCUGAGCUGAUUGGCGCCCAAUAGCUUGAUCGGACUACGAUUUUUGUCAGUGACUGACCACGCAGUUUACUGAUUGAAGAAAUAGCCAAUAGGCCAAUGGCUUAUGAUUGAUGAUGGAAAGACGCCUUUUAGUUUGAUGCCUGAGAUUCAGGAUUCGAAAUCUGACCUGUAUGCUAAAUUGUGUUAGUGUGCGGCACUAAAUGCCAAGUAAAUGCCCGCGUAACAUGAGAUAAUAUAUAGACAAUGUAGAUAAACCAACUGCUUUCAGAGAAUUGCUGCUACGGAGUUUCAAUCCAAGUUUCAAUUCGUGCCAUAUCAGAAUCAGAGAAUAAACAUAUCGUUCGUGUUUUUAAUAUUGUAUGAACUUCACCAUUAACUCUUCUAUUUGGUGUAAAUUUCACCAGGGCUCAGCAGUAUUCAUUAUGCAUUUGAUUGGCGUUAUAGCAUGCAUUAUACUGCCGGCUGCAUUUUGAUAAAAAGUGCUUUGUCAGAGAGAGAGAAAAUGUGGUCGCCGACAUUCUACAGGAUGUGUUUCUUUUUGGAACGGGUUGGUCACCAGAUAUGUAUAGUGUACUUAAUAAUAUCCUAUAUCUGAUACUCUAGUCCAUUCGUAAUGAUUUGUCCUCAUCGUUUGAGGCUCAGGAGGGCGAAUUACAGGUUGGAUUUCUUUGAAGCUUGGUUUUUAUUGAUCCUUGCCUCAAAUCCAAACAGGAUUGUAAGAGAGGUUCAGCAUUCUCAUUUAUACGAAUGGACUAAAGCUCAUUCAUCACCAGUGUCAUUCAGUCUUCUCAAGACAGUGGAUUUAACACAGUCUGGCUUACAAGCGGUCAAAAAUUAACCUUGGAACCGAAUGUUGGUAAAGAGAAAAAAACUUUCUCGUUAUGACCUUUGGUUAUCAGUUGGAGAUAGGAACAUGUGCCUUUUAAAAACUUGACAGAUAUCAAAUAUUUACUGGGCCUAUGCUUGGUUGUUACUAUGCAAUGAAAUUGUAAGUUUUAAAAUCGAUUUCUUUCAUGUUGUUACCGUCAGAUUGCGAUUGAUAAAAGCUUUAUGUAUUGAAAAAGAUGGGUUAACUGGAACACGGAAAAAUACUGAUCUAGCGUUUGAUUAUGACGUGACAUAACUCCAGUUUCAAUGUUACUUUUUUGGCCAUGUCCCCUUUUAAAAUUUAAAUGUACAAUGCAAGGAAUUGUUGAAAUAAAC